AUGGCCCUCAAGAGUCCACUCAUGCCUUCUCCAACCGGUGGAGGGCUCUCCUCUGCCUUCAGUCCAUAUUCGGAUUCUCCCAAUUCGCCGGCUCGCUUCAAGGACUCGUCCUUCCCGGCGAAUGGGAAUGACAAAAGCAAUCGAUCAUCCGGUCCGUCUGAUACGCUUGCGCCUCCAAGUCCAUAUCCCCAGCAAAUCGAACCCUCGCCGACAGACUCCAAUGGCACAGAAAGCACAGAGAUAGAAGAAGAGGCGCAAGAUUCGAGCGCAACAAAGUCUCCAGAGUCCGCUGCAAAUGGAGAGGCAUUCGAGGUGCAGUCUCCAGAUAUAGAGAUAACAAGUCCAGAGAGCGCGAAAAGUGAAACGAUACCUCCCCGACUCGACACGCAGCUGCCGCAGAGAGAUCGAUCUGACAGCACCGACAAUGAGCCUCAAUCCGUUAUCCACGUCCCCUCUGGCUUUCAAACUUUUGAAGAAGGCUCUGUUACACAUCAGUCUCCCACUGAGGAUCGGUCUGAAAGUACCGCCCGCUUAGCCUCGCCGACAACUCCAGAAGCUGCGACGGUAUAUCCUAGCGACAAGAGGCCAAUCUCACCCGUCAACACCGACAUCCCUCUAUAUAUGGAUCGCACAACGCCCCGCGCGCAAACACGGCAGGAACUGGAUGAGAGCUACAAGCGCAACAGUAGGCGCACAUCGAGUCUAGAAGGUCUGCUUCCAGGCUUCGAUAAGUAUUUCCAGCAGUAUCUGACAGGUCGUGCAGAUAUUCCAGAGGCUCUUGACAAAGAUGCCGAUACUGAGCAGGCUGGGUCCAAGGAUGACGAUGGCCCUAGCACGGCUGGGCUUGUUGGUGAUGGAUCGAUGAAAGACGCCAUGCAAACGCUGAGCCAGGCGGAAGACGAGGUCGCUGCUCUGCGUACUGCGCUGAGCGAAUGUUGGACGUUGUGCAACACUCUGGCGAAUCUGUCGUCAAGCCAUCGGCAGAGGACUUUCAAGUUUUCUGGCAAGACGGAAGUGCAAGAGCAGGCUUGGAGAAGCUGUUGGCGAUUGUGCCAGCAGCUGUACGAGCAUCGCGAUGAUGAUGCGACUUCGCAGGUGAUGCCCACACUCGAAUUGUGCAGAGACUUCUGUCAGUCACUCUUCGAUGCAAGGCAAAAGAUGGAUGAGGCGUCGGAUUCAGUCCUGCGAGUGAGUUUUGAGCUGAACAAUCAUCUAUACAACACCCACGACCGAAGCCUGCCCGACGCCUUCAACGAGCGGACGCUGGACUUCUACAUCACGCUAUGCCAUCGAUUGAUGAAACAGCGCACAUCACUGCCAGAGGAAACAGACUCGCUACUGCGAGCUUGCUGGUCACUGGCUGAGAACUUGUUCAACCUACGCCAAGCAAGCCGCGAGGGACGAAGGGCAGACGAGGAACUGCUUGGAUCAGCUGUGCAAGCAUGUUGGGAACUUUGCGACCUCUUCCGUGAAGGCUGGACUCAAAUCCGGCCAGAUCGAGGCACACCACGACCUAACCAGACCACGUUCGCCUCCUCGCAAGGGGGAUCGUUCAAGUCUAGUUCGGUACGCUCUGAAGGCAGAUCAACGAACAGCACCGUGAGCAAUAGAAAGUACCACGAUGCCAGGUCGAUUCCUCCAGAAACACCAGUCACCAUUUUUGACGACACAUCUACCGCCGACUCAUCCCCUGAUGGAUCAGUAAAUGUACCCAAUAUCCUGGUUCUCGGCCCAGCCAGUACCGGCAGUAACUCAGUUCGAGGAGGCGCACCUCAUCACGAACGCUGGUCAAGCAACGCCUCUGUUCUCAGCGACUACUCCGAAUCCGCCGGCUCAUCCCAACGCUCAUCUUCGACAGCAACCGCAGGCGCCGAGGAAGCCCAACUAGCACGACUUCGAUGCUUGCUUCUCAGAGCCGGCAUGAACACAGGCUACGCUCGCACAUCAGGCCAAACCCUGCCCGUAUGGGUCAAAUCGCUCCCCGAUAACGCAUUCGGCACCUUACCAUGGCAGAUGAAAGUCUUGUCUUUCUACAGGAAGCUCGUCACGAACGACAAGUCCAUGCUCAGCGUCCACCAAAUCCCCUCGAGACGCUUGGGCGCGGCAGAAGUCGCCAAAGCGGUGAGGUGGCUGGGCAACAGCGAACAAUGGGCCUGGAUGAGAGAUCUCUUCAGGCUCGUGUUCGGAUUUGGGAUCGAUGAGGCUGAAAGAAGAGGAGGCUCGUUUCAGACUUGA
This is a messenger RNA of Zasmidium cellare ATCC 36951, 2235 nucleotides long. RefSeq lists its product as uncharacterized. The record is from RefSeq and is a predicted model, not a curated record. The coding region runs from base 1 to 2235 and encodes 744 amino acids. NCBI's taxonomy places the organism in Eukaryota, Fungi, Ascomycota, Dothideomycetes, Mycosphaerellales, Mycosphaerellaceae. The transcript has 4 exons.